Messenger RNA from Talaromyces marneffei, 1272 nucleotides. RefSeq lists its product as uncharacterized. The record is from RefSeq and is a predicted model, not a curated record. The transcript is spliced from 2 exons. Lineage: Eukaryota; Fungi; Ascomycota; Eurotiomycetes; Eurotiales; Trichocomaceae. The coding region runs from base 1 to 1272 and encodes 423 amino acids.
AUGGACGAUUUUGUGUUCCUAAACACAACCAAUGCUCCGGGCCUAUCCCCAGAGGCCGCAAAACGAGUGAGGGGCCACAUCACCAAGUCCAACUUCGCCAAACGCCGACAGCGAAUAAUAACAGAGAACCCAGAUGUGAACAAGGAAAAUAACAAGAGGAAUAACAAGAACAACCCUUCUAAGAAUAGAUUGAGUACGAGCACAGACGUGCGGGCUGCAUCAUCAGACCCAACCCGUAACAACAAAGACCUCCAACUCCUCAUUCUUCUCAGCUGUCUAAACCCGCCAACCACCAACCCCUCCGAAGCAGAAUGGGUAGACCUCGUCGCCUCCGAACAAGCUUUGAUCGAAGCAACCAUGGCCGUGGGGAUGAGGCACUGGUCCCCUCAGCCAUCAUGGCAGUUGCAGGCGGAUUUCCGCUCGUCAAGGGCUCUCACUUCUAUUAUUAAACAAAUCAGCUGGAAACAGACGUACACGGAUGGAUUUCUGGCUGCUAUUAUGACAAUGGCGUUUGGAGCGAGAUUGCUGCCUUCGCAUGAGCAGGCGUGGGAUGUGCAUGUUGAUGGACUGGUGCAGCUUAUCAAUGAAAGGCGGUUACGCAGGAUAAGGGAGCCGGGGUGGUUUUGGGAUGGUCUCGUACUGAAGGUUAUUGAUGUGAUCGGUGAUUCUGCUGGUGGCUUGAGAGUUCGCCAGGUUGCGGAGAUAUGUGAGGGCAUUAUGGAGCUACGCAGGUCAAUUAAUCAAAUGUAUCAUACGAGCCACAUCGAUACCCGAUUUGUCGCUGAAGAUAUAGACAAGGAGGCGACGCGACUGCGAGAAAAGAGUCAAAAACUUGGGAAAAGCAAGAAAAACAAAUACGUCUCUGCCACCGCGCUCACCCUGGAGUUAAUCGUAUGCCUUCUCUGGCCAACGGACUCGCAAUUAGGGUACACUCACAACCUUGCCAAAGACCUACAACAAACAACCUCUCAAUUGCCAAAAAUGCCUUGCCCCUAUAUGGACCUUACGUCCUGUCAGUUCAUCAUUGGUGCCGUCGCUGCAGAACACGGCUCAAGUACGAAGACCUGGUUUGUCGAUAAAUUGACUAGCGCGGCUCGCGCAAUGCAAGAACGCGGUUGGAGUGAUGAGCCAUUUGAGAUUUUGCAGAGGAUGCUGAGAGCUGAUGAGAGUCUGAUGGGGUGGUUUGGGAUCGAGGGAGGCAGGGAUGGUAUUAGUAAGGGGUAUGAAGAUAUGUUGAGGCAGAUAUUGGCUCCUUUGAAGAAGGGCUGUUGA